CUGUUUUAGUAACGUGAGAAAAAACGAAAUUUAUUAAAAUAUUGAUAAGGAUUAUCCUGAAGAGCAUCUCGUGUUGCAUUUCCACAAACUAGAGUUUAACUAAUGAUAAAAACUUGACACGUAUUUGUUAAAUGUUUCAAUAAAAGCAAAAGAAUUUAUUUAUUUUUGUUUGAUUAUUUACUUAACCGAGAAUUUGUUUGGUUGCAAAAUGAAAUAGUAAAAAUUAAUGUUGUUUGAUCGCUCCCGUUUCAUUUUGUGUAAAAAAUAUUAAGCAAAAAUCAAUGUUGAUUUACGGAGCGGAAAAUCUGAGGAAAUUUGCGCCACUUAAUUAGGGAAAUCUUCGAAGGAAAUCUCGGAUGAUCCAAUUAGGAAAAAGUGUGAAAUUGAAUCAGAUAUGUUUGUUUGGAAAAAUAAACCGCUACAUCGUCCGGUUUACUCAACUGUAAACUAUAUUUAUGUUACUGUACUCUGUGUCAAAAUCGAUAAGCAUCGCGACAAAAUCUUGAAAAUAAUCUCCGGAAUAAUGCACGAGACAAUCGUCAAACUUUUAUUGCCAUUAUCUUGUUUGGUGUUCUUGAGUGUUAUCGUCGCUUCGAAUGGCGCAAAUUCCGAAUACAAACAUCGAGUAAAAAGAAAAGUUGUUUUCAGUAAAAGUAGCAAAUUUUUCGUCAGAUUGAACGGCAAAGACAAUAUGUUAAAUUACACCGAAAUUUUCGCUCAUGGAUGGACUUUCAGGAUAAAUUACGACCUCCCGGAGACAAUUCCCAAGAGACACCAAUUUUUCAAGAGAGACGUUCACGCCGAAUUAGACGGCAUCGCAGAUGAGUCCCUUCGUGGAGUCUAUUCCUGCAUCCUCAAAUACAUCUGCGAGAGAGUCGCGGAGGUGAAAGCGGCGCAAAAGUGUGGCAUUUUCUGCGGCAUCGGUAACAUUAUACUCAGCUCGUUAACUGCCGAAUCGGAAUUUUUUAAAGCGUUUGUCAACAAAUGCGAGCACCACUCGGAUAAUUGCCCUUACGUGUACAAAGACGCCAAAUUUGUUUACCAAACUUAAAUUGUAAUUGUGAUCAAAAAUUUUUGCUAAUAAAUUCAACCAGAUGUU
This is a messenger RNA of Tribolium madens (black flour beetle), 1099 nucleotides long. RefSeq lists its product as uncharacterized. The transcript has 4 exons. The record is from RefSeq and is a predicted model, not a curated record. The coding region runs from base 395 to 1051 and encodes 218 amino acids. NCBI's taxonomy places the organism in Eukaryota, Metazoa, Arthropoda, Insecta, Coleoptera, Tenebrionidae.